AUGUUGAGAGCAGCUUCUUCAACGCUAGGCAAGAGAGCCUUCGCUCGGUCAGGUGCCCACGCACCCAAAUUGAGCAAUGCUAGCUUUCACUACUCGGCUCGUCGCGAGGAGGAAGCAAAGGAAGAAACUUCUUCGGAAGUAGCCGAUAAGGGUGGAUUCAUGGGAACUGGAUUGUCUCACUUGUACGCCAUUCCUGCCGGUGUUGCCUUUGGAGUUCCAAUCUUGGAAUUCAACUGGUUCUUGGUCAACGAAGAGACUUUGCUCGCCUCUACCUUCGUUAUGUUCUGCGUUGUCGCUUACACCCAAGGAGGAGAUGCCAUUGCCAAGAUGUUCAAGGACGAAGGUGAUGCCAUGCUUGCACUUCAACACGAAGCGGAAGAUGAGAUCAUUGCCAAGAUGGAAGAAAACUUGGCUUACAUGAAGCUUACCGAAAAUAUUGUUCAGGAUUACCAAGAUAUCUUGGAAUUGACCGGACAAUCCUACGAGAAGCUCAAUGCUGCCGGAGCGAUCAAGCCCAAGCAUGUCCUCAAGGCACAAGUCGAGAAGAUGUUGACCGUUAUCGCCGCAGAAGAAGCCAAUGCAUACGAUAAGGCCAAGACCGCCUUGAUGGUCGAAGCCACUGAUGCCGUCACUGCCAAGUUUUUGGACGACAAGGCCUUGAAGAAGGCUGCCUUGGACAAUGCCAUGUCCAAGUUGACCACUGGAAAGGCCAUGGCUGGAGGUGACCCCGUGCAAGGAGCUUUUGUCAAGUUCUUUAGCGACAAGAGUGCUGCUGCCAAGAAGGCUGACGAUGGAUCCGAGCAAAAGGAAGCCCGUGCCAACAUGAUUAUGAAAAUGAACGCUGUCGCGGAAGCCGAGGGAAUGUACUUCCGCUUGGACGACAAGGGUACACCCAAGAUGGUUGCUUAA
Molecule: messenger RNA, 909 nt
Organism: Cylindrotheca closterium
Lineage: Eukaryota; Bacillariophyta; Bacillariophyceae; Bacillariales; Bacillariaceae
Source: the annotation of a GenBank genome assembly